This is a messenger RNA of Darwinula stevensoni, 1339 nucleotides long. The record is from the annotation of a GenBank genome assembly. NCBI's taxonomy places the organism in Eukaryota, Metazoa, Arthropoda, Ostracoda, Podocopida, Darwinulidae.
AUGUGCCACAAGGAGAAAAAGAAGCAGGAUGAUUUUGGGAUUUUUGAAGCCUCACUCGUCCUCUUCUCCCUAGGAACACUGUUUAUCGACAUUGAUGCUAUCUUGGUCUACAAGUACAUCUUUGACUAUGGCUUCAUCACAUGGGGAUGGUUGACCCUGGGUUUGGCACUGGUUCCAUCCAUUGUGGUUCAUUUCUUCAGCCUGCGUUGGUACAUCUAUGAUGGAGAAUCUUCUGCUGUCAUCUGGUUGCUGCAUUUCUCACAGCUGGGUAUUUUACACAGGUACCUGGUGGUGUUGAAGACUGGUUUUGAAGCUGCAGUGAUGAAUCACAGAGACACCUUUCAACGAUUAUAUCAACAACAAAGAGAUAUAUCUAUGCUACGUCUGUUUGAGUCCUUCAUGGAAUCAGCUCCACAGCUUCUUCUCCAGGGGUACAUCAUUAUUGUGGCAGAUGAUUGGCAUGCAUGGACAGGUGCAUGCAGCAUGUUGGUGUACUACAGAUACUUUCACCCCAGUGGACCCAUACAAGUUGAAUUCUGUUGUUGGAGAGUAAAAGCAACACCACAAAAACCUCAACAUAACCUUCAGCCAUCUGGACUGAAGUUCUGGAGCCCUCCAAUUAGCAGGGGAGAUACAUUGAGGCCAUAUGACUUCAAAGGAUCCUACAUCCCAACUACUAGAUAUCAAGAAGAGAGUGAACCAGACGGAAAAGUGAUUCACAUUCCCCAUGCAACCAGCUUUCCAAAUUUGGAGUGUCAUCAAGGAUCAAAGGCAUCAAUACAACAUGCUACCAUGUACCCUGGGAUCCAAUGUGCAAGUAUUUAUGGUUCAUCCCUGCCGAAUAUCCAUAACUCCACUCCUCAUUCUUCAUCUCAUUUUAUGGGUUCCAUGGUACCAUGCUGGUCAGAGGUCAUUCUGUCCUCUAUCCCAAUUUGUUCUCAACCACUCAGGAAAUCUCAGACCUAUGCAGGUUUCGAGGAGCAGCUAUCAGACUUCCUUCCUAACCAUGAAUUUGAGACCAGUGUUGAUGAAUCCAAAUGCAAUUACUUCCUCAGUGGAGAAGAGCCUUCUCUAGAUACAUCCCACACAUUUGAAAAAAUUUCACAGAAAACCAUGUCCCUAACUUGUGAAGAAAUGAAAAAUGAACACAAUUAUGCACUUAUUGACAGGACAGACCAAAGCAACAUCUCAAAAACUGGGAAGGUUUCUCAAUUGAUUCAGCAAUUUGAAACAAGUGUCUCUUUCCUGUGACAGCCUAAAAAGAUGUUGAUUUCACGGGUUUUCUUACCAUGGCUCAUUGAUCUUCAGAAAACAUGUGUGGGACCUUGGAUAUGUGAGC